CACACCGACUGUAGCCCAUAAAAGGUCGAGGUGGAACAGACUCUCCAGGACAAUAACCUGGACUCUGCACACAGUGACCGCAGGGAGGAAACAUGGACAAGUUGUUGCUGUGUCUGCUGGUCGUCGUUACCCUCCCUGGUGCUUUUUCGCAAGGAAACACGUACAGAAAGGCCUUUGUGUUCCCCACAGAAUCAGCUACUUCCUUUGUGACCCUGUUUGCUCCGGUGCAGAAGCCGCUGAAGGCUUUCACCGUGUGCCUGCAAGCCUAUACCGACUUGACCCGCCCAUAUAGCCUCUUCUCUUAUGCCACCAGGACGCAGUACAAUGAGAUCCUUCUCUUCAAGGAAAGGCCUGGCUUAUACAGCGUCUCUGUGGGGGGGUCCGAUGCCUAUAUCAAGGCUCCUGAGACUUUUUUUGCACCAAAGCAUUUCUGUGUUACCUGGGAGUCCAAAACAGGGAUUACGGAGCUCUGGGUGGAUGGGAAGGCCAUGGUGAGGACGAGUCUGAAGAAGGGGUACACUGUGGGGGCAGAAGCAAGCAUCAUCCUAGGGCAGGAGCAGGAUUCGUUUGGUGGCAGGUUUGAUAAGAACCAGUCCUUGCUGGGAGACGUUGGAGAAGUGAACAUGUGGGACUACGUGCUGUCACCAGAUGAGAUCAGCACUGUCUACAAUGGUGGGGUCUUCAGCCCUAACUUCCUGAACUGGCAGGACCUCAAGUAUGAAAUACAAGGGGAAGUGUUCCUCAAGAACCAGCUGUGGCCCUGAGGCCGUUUUGUCUGUGCUGAGGUUGCCUCCUUGCCUCCCUUACGUUGCCCUGUCUCGGGCUCUGCGGCGUUGCUGUCCUACACAGAUGGCUCUGGGGCCCUGGGGGACCGUAGUUCCCUCUGCCUUCUCUUCCCGGUUUCCCUCAGCUCAAGGGACAGUGCAGGGCAGAGGGGCUUUUUGUAGAAUUACCAGGCCACACCCAAGGCCAAUCAAGUCUGAUUUUGGGGAGCCGGAUCUAAGCAUCAAAGGGAUUCCAGUGUUCGGUCAAGAUGGGGAGCACGCGUUUUCAGCACGUUCAGGAGCAAGCGAGCCAACUUCUUUUUUCCCCCUGGAAGCCUGCCUGGGUUCACCUGCAGCCCUGCUAACAUCUGCAUUUCCCUCUCAAGGCAAACCCACCCCCUUUGACUGUGCUUUAAUGAAUUGUCUGCAUAAUCCAGGAGGAGAGUUUUUCCAGCACUCUGACCCACCAUCCAUUAGGAUGUGGUCAUUAUAAGUUAGAAUGAUCUGUAAUUCUUUAAAAAUCUAAAAAGAAAUGUUUUGUUGUUGUUUCUGUUUCAUACGUUCUACUUUUUCCUCAGGACCACCAGUUCUCAUUGUGUGACAUUUCCAUUACCUCUCCUCGUUUACCAUCACAUAGAGCGCUCUUACCUGUGUGCCUCGUCCUGACAAUGUAGCUUUCACUUUUUUAAGUCUCUCCUCCGCACCACUGAUUCGUUUUUCUGUUUGGCAUAUUGGGAUCCUUCCUAUUUCUAAUGCCACCGAAAAUCCCACAGCGCGUUUUGAGUCUGUCUGGAAUUCCUUCUUGGAUUUAAUCUGUUCUUUCAAGGCUCAGUUUUCAUCAAGUCCCUGUUUCCUUCAGUUUGCUUGAGAGCUUCAUGCUGUUGCUGUGUCAGAUUUUUUACACAUUCCCGUCAUUAAUCUUUUUGAAAUAAAUCUUUUACAUGCCUUAAA
Messenger RNA from Ailuropoda melanoleuca (giant panda), 1715 nucleotides. RefSeq names its product C-reactive protein (gene CRP). Gene Ontology annotation, biological process: innate immune response. Lineage: Eukaryota; Metazoa; Chordata; Mammalia; Carnivora; Ursidae. The record is from RefSeq and is a predicted model, not a curated record. The transcript is spliced from 2 exons. Gene Ontology annotation, molecular function: complement component C1q complex binding; low-density lipoprotein particle binding. Bases 93 to 764 code for a protein of 223 amino acids.